Messenger RNA from Planococcus citri (citrus mealybug), 4351 nucleotides. RefSeq lists its product as uncharacterized. Lineage: Eukaryota; Metazoa; Arthropoda; Insecta; Hemiptera; Pseudococcidae. Gene Ontology annotation, cellular component: ribonucleoprotein granule; mitochondrial matrix. The transcript has 5 exons. Gene Ontology annotation, molecular function: RNA binding. The record is from RefSeq and is a predicted model, not a curated record. Gene Ontology annotation, biological process: mitochondrial RNA processing; regulation of mitochondrial mRNA stability. The coding region runs from base 715 to 4095 and encodes 1126 amino acids.
UCACAAAUUGUAGGAGUAUGUUCGAAAUUUCGAAAUUAAAUUAAUUUUUUCAAUUUCACUAUUUUGAAAUUGAAAAAGAAUUCUGAAUCGAAGCUGAUGUUAUAAUUAAGUCGUACAGACGGUAAAUCCUAUCACAGAGGUACUAAUUUCUAGCAAAUAAUUCAAUGAUGUUAAAAACUGUACCUAAUGCAGAUUUGAAGUGAAACUUUCGAAGCUUGGUUGGAUUCAAUGAUCUUACAUUUUACCCGACGAUUGGAAGGAAUAUAGGAAAUUAUAGAAGUUUUUUUCCUCCAAACAAGUGGAACUGCAAUAAUUUGCAUCUUAUUAACUGAAUGGAAUAUUCGAAAUAACUUUUUGUAAAACGCAGAGGGUUGAAAUUCUAUGUGCUUCCUGAAUGAUAAUUUUCUUUCGUUGGAUUCCGUUACGAUUUCGUAUUUUAUGUUUCAAGAAUGGGUUUAAACAGCUCGAUGAAGAUGCUAUGUCGGACGUAAAUGGCUCAUUAAAAUGCAAAAGACCAAACUUCGCCGGUUAUAAACUGUUCAAACGUAACUCAUACGUUAUGAUAUACCGCUCGUACGAUGCGUACAUUAAAACCCUACGGAGUUUAGAGGUGUAAAGGAAUAAUUUCACGCAGCGUUUCUCAAAGUUGUAAUUUUCGAGCAGUACUUCGUUGAAUUAUUUCGUUGGAAGCAGCUGCAGCAUUCCAGUUUCAACAUGUUUUCCAUUUUACGAGGUCGUACUCAUCUAUCAAAGAAAUUAUAUUCAAUCUAUAGCGAUAGAGUCACAAAAACACUGCCCAAUUUACGAAGUUACGUUCAGUUAUCUAAAAAUAUUUCUUACGUGCAAAAAAGUGGCAGCUCGCGAGACCAUUCUGAUGCUUCGAAGCAGAUGCUUCAUACUCAUAACGAUAUUUUAAAACCAGUAUCUUUCAGUUUUCCAACCCACCCCGAUUUUUCUCAAAAAUCGCGACACAAUCACGCAAAAAGCGAAACGAAGUCAUUUUCUACGUAUCAAAACCACUCCGAUUUUUCUAAAAAGUUAUCUUCCACGAGCAAAGAUAAAAUGGAUCAGAUAAGCACUCUGGUUGAAGAAUGGACAAAGCGUUACGAUUCUUUGGGCAAACUUGAUGCCAAUACUGUCUGCGGUACUUUGAAUAUACUAUCAAGAUUUCAUGUUUUUGAUAAGAAAUGGAAUAAAAAAGAUCAGGAAAACUUUAAAAAGCUGAUUGUUAAAAUAAUAGUGAAAUCGAAUCAAUUAUUUGACACGAAUCGUCAACCUUUUUAUAAAUUGAAACCGUGGCAAAUCGCGAAUACCUUGAACGCUCUGUCUGGAUGGAACGUAUUUAGAAAAGAUACCUGGAACAUUACCGUUCAAGUGUACGGUAAAGAAGUUACCGAAGUCCAGCUGUUCAAGUCUGCCAUCGUUAAACUAAUCCAUCAAGGAAACUGUUUACUAGAUCCUAGUAAUAAAACAGUCGAUCAGUUUGAUUCUCAAGCUGUAGCCAACAGCUUGAAUGCGAUGUCCAAAUGGCACAAGAACGAGUUAGAAGGAGCUGACGAGUUCGUUGUUAAAUUAAUGAAACAAGGUUGUACGGUGGCCGGUGGAUUCGCUCCAAUGCAGCGUAAUAUGGAAGAUGAAAAACACACUUGUAUGGAAGUCAUGAGAACGUUAAAAGCUAUGUCCAAUUGGCACAACGAGGAAUUACAAGGUUCUAAAGAAUUUAUCACUCAAGUACUUGUGAAAGGAACUUCACUCGCUGAUAAAUUCGACUAUAUAGACAUCGCCAACGGUCUAAACACAUUAUCUAAAUGGAACAUCAAUGAUUUCCCAGAAGCCAGAGGAUUCAUCGUUCUGCUGAUCAAACGAGGAAAUGCGAUUAUCGACCAAUUCCACAGCCAACAAAUUUCCAAUUGUUUAAACGCGCUGUCUAAAUGGAAUACCAACGAAUUACAAGGCUGUAAAGAAUUUAUAUUUCAGUUGGUUAAACGUGGAAGUGCUACAGCCGAAGAAUUCAACGCUCAAGAAAUUUCCAUGAGUUUGAACGCUGUGUGUAAAUGGAAUAUUAAUGAAAUACAAGGAACUCGAAAAUUUAUUGUCGAGUUGGUAAAAUGCGGAAAUCUAACGGUGAAUACGUUCAAUUCGCAAGCAGUUUCCAAUGCUUUAAACGCAUUUUCCAAGUGGAACAUCGACGACUUCGAAGGUGCUAGAAAAUUCGUCAAUCAGUUAAUCGAACGAGCAAGUUCUACGAUCGAUGGAUUCAAUUCUCAAGGAAUUGCCAAUAGCUUGAACGCACUUUCAAAAUGGAACAUUGACGAGUUUCGAGGAUCCCAACAGUUCAUCGCCAAGUUAGUUCAACGAGGCAGCGCUAUAACAGGAAGAUGUGAUUCCCAAUACAUAGUCAGCAGCUUGAACGCUCUGUCCAAGUUUAAAAUAGACGAGUUGCCUGGAACUAGAGAAUUCAUCGUUCAGUUAAUAAAACGAGGCAGCUCUUUGGUUUUUGAAUUCAACUCUCAAGAUGUCUCAAAUUGUUUAAACGCUCUUUCAAAAUGGCAUAUCACCGAAUUUCGAGGGUAUAAAGAUUUCAUCAUUCAGUUAUUCAAAAAAGGUAUUACAACGAGCGAUGAAUGUAUACCUAAAGAUAUAACUGUGAGUCUGAAUGCUCUAUCUAAAUGGAAAAUAAACGAAUUACCCGGAGCUAAGGAAUUCAUAGUCAAGUUGAUACAACGAGGAAGCUCGACAGUGGGCAGAUUCGAUUCUCAGAAUAUUGCCAACAGUUUGAAUGCGUUGUCUAAAUGGAAUAUAGAUGAUUUCGAAGGAAGCAGGGAGUUCAUUAUGCAGCUUGUAAAACAUGGGAAUUCAACAAUCGGUUCGUUUGAUUCUUCAAAUACCUCGAAUUGUUUAAACGCCCUAUCUAAAUGGAAUAUCGGCGAGUUCCAAGGAUCCGAAGAAUUCAUCGUGAAGUUGAUUAAACAUGGAAGUUUUUUAAUUGAUACAUUUGAUCCUCAAGGUGUUGCUGCCAGUUUAAACGCGUUAUCAAAGUUGAAAAUCGAUACGUUAAAAGGAGCUAAGGAAUUUAUUAUUCUAUUAAUAAAGCGAGGGAAUUCAACAGUCGACAAGUUCAAUUCUCUAAACAUCACUAGUAGUUUAAAUGCUUUAUCGAAAUGGAGUAUCGGCGAAUUCAAAGGAUCCAAAGAGUUCAUUGUGGAGCUGAUAAGAUACGGAAAUUUACUCGUUGACGAUUUCAAUCCUCUACAAAUUGCAGGCACUCUGAAUGGUCUGUCGAAAUGGAACAUCGGCGAUUUUCAAGGUUCUAGAGAAUUCAUCGAUCUAUUAGGUGAACGAGGUUGUUCAAAAGUUGACGAAUUCCAACCUCAAGACAUUACCGCCAGUCUAAAUGCUUUGUCUAAGUUGAAUAUUAAUGAAUUUCGAGGAAUUGACGAAUUUAUUGUUCGAUUAAUAAAGCGAGGGCAUUCGACAGUCAACAAGUUCAAUUCUCAAAGCGUUGCUAAUAGUUUAAAUGCCUUAUCUAAAUGGAAUAUCAAUGAAUUCGAAGGAUCAAAAGAAUUCAUCACGGAGCUAAUAAGAUACGGGAAUGAACUCGUCGAUGAAUUCAACCCUGUGCAAAUUGCAGGCAGUCUGAAUGGUCUGUCGAAAUGGAACAUCGGCGAUUUUCUAGGAGCUAGAGACUUCAUUGAUCUAUUAGGUGAACGAGGUUGUUCAACAGUUGACGAAUUCCAACCUCAACAAAUCGCCAACAGUCUGAAUGCAUUGUCUAAAUGGAAUAUUAAUGAAUUUCGUGGAGCUAGAAAAUUUAUUGUUCGGUUAAUAGAGAGGGGGCAUUCAACAGUUGAUAAGUUCAAUUCUCCAAACAUCACUAUUAGUUUGAAUGCUUUAUCGAAAUGGAAUAUCGAUGAAUUCAAAGGAUCAAAAGAGUUCAUCGUGGAGCUGAUAAGAUGUGGUAAUUUACUCGUCGACGAAUUCAAUCCUCUAGAAAUUGCUAGCAAUCUGAUUAGUCUAUCAAAAUGGAACGUCGACGAUUUUCAAGGAGCAAGAGAAUUCGUGGAGCUAUUAGUUGAACGAAAACGAGGUUGUUAACAGUUGACGAAUUCCAACAGUCUGAAUGUCUUGUUUGAAAUAUCAAUCUCAUUGUACGAGGUGUAUAAAAAUGAAGAAUUUUUUAUGUGCUUUUCGAAUUUAUUUUAAUUUUUAAUAGCCUGUUUUUUAAUUUUGUAGUGUAACUAGUAAGUUUAUCAAGAUUUCCUAUUCUGUUAUUUUUCAAUUUUUUUUUUUUUUUUUUUGGUCAUCUGUAUUUUAUCGAAUGUAAUUUUCAAUAAAUCAAUUAUCAUUGAAA